UGCAUGCGCCCCACUCCUCCCACUACAGCUGAGGCUCCUGUAGCUGGUAUAAGAGCCUUCCCUGGCGCGAUCACCAACACACCGGCCCAUCCUAUGGGGAGGUGUCACAGCGAGCAGCGGACAGCUGGACUUUUACGCGCGGCUUCCUUCUGCAUGUAGCUGCUCGCUGCUUGGUCGUAAGGGACUGGUCCUCCUCAGGAUCACAUCUGGCUCUAACGAUGGCGUUCACCAUGCUCAGGCCGGUGUCGGCGCAUCCCUUCUCCUACCCUGCUGACCUGACUUUAACGUCCGACGACGAGGAGGGGAACCGCAGCGAGAGCGACAGCAGCACCGACCAGGGCUACGGCUGCUGCGGGACCUCCGGCCAGAGUUACCGACAGAAGACCGGAGGCGUCGUGGUGCGGCAGCGGAACGCGGCGAACGCCCGGGAGAGACACCGGACGCAAAACGUCAACACCGCCUUCACGGCGCUGCGGACACUUAUCCCCACGGAACCCGUGGAUAGAAAACUCUCCAAGAUCGAGACGUUGCGCCUGGCGUCCAGCUACAUCUCACACCUGGCCAACGUGCUGGUGGUGGGGGAUGGCAGGGAGGACGGCCAGCCGUGCCUAGGUUCCGUCUACAAGGAGGUAAACGGCGGUGGAGACGGCAAACAGCCCCGAACCAUCUGCACCUUCUGCCUGAGCAAUCAGCGGAAAGGGGUGAAGGACCGACAAGCCUGUGCAAAGAUGCACAGGAUCAUACAAAUAAACCGGCGAUGAAACUGUUUGACAUGGAGAAGGACUGAUUCCUCUUUAAAAAGAAGGCAUUGGCAGAAAGAUCCUAGAGUCUGUGCCACAACAGUGCUGCUCUGACUCUUGUUGACUCUUGGGUCACAGUACUCCAGAAGAGAUGGGAAACACCAACCCGUCUGAUUAUGAAACAGUUUUCAGUAUAGUUUAUAUUAGAAAUGAGUGAAGUCAAACAAAUGUCUUCUAUCUGUGUACUACUCACAUUUACACAAUAUAAAAAGGACUAUUAUAUAAAAUAAUAUAAUGGAGAUGUGAUUAAGACUCAAAUGUUUGCUGUCAGUGUGUUUUUUAAAUCCACUGUGACUUCUUUAUGCUGUGUUGGAUCCAAUAUUGUUGAGAUAAAUUUCCAUGAAAGUCUAUCUUUGUUUUGCAAAAUGCAGCUGUUCUGGGGUAAGUGUGGCUUACAAUACACUCGUACAGAAGAGUCGUAGGAAAUAAUAUAAGAGAGGAUAAACCGUUCUAUCUACCGAGCUCAUGUUAUAGGAUGUGUGAACCUUUUUCAUUGUAAGUUUCAUUGUACUUGGAAUACAUUUAUUUUUGGAUAGAGGCAGCUCUCUCAUUUUUGUCUGUGUUUGUUCAUGACUUGACCCUUUAAUGCAGUAGGCCACAACAGUCCCCCUCCACACUUCUGUUUUCCUGGUUUUCUUGCUAAAGGUUAAUAACCACAUGCAGGGUUCAGGUAAAUUAGGCGCUGAAGAACAAACCAGUCUCCUUACUGGCAUCUUCUGCUUGUAAGCGCACAAAAAAGGAAACCUUUAUGGGGAAUUCCAGUUAAGGUUUCUCUUCUGUGUCUGAGUACUGCCAAGGAAUCUCUGUGGAGGAAGCAAUCAAUCUUUUCCUCAGUGGGUUCUCUCUGAAAUCAUUGUGUCCCAGCAGUGUCUGACCACAGAACGCCCUGUCAGGGUGGUAGGUGCUGGAUACCGGCAAGAAAAACAUGAAUCAGAGGCAAGUGUGGGAAAAGGUAAAGGAAAAACAGGAAAGACAAACAUUUGUGUUGUUUGGUCUAUUGUAGGAACUGAUGAUUACUCAUGGGGACCAUCAUGGGGUGUAGGACAUUACUGGACCCACGCCAAAAAGAUCACACAAAGAGGAAAAAGGCAGAGUCUUUGGUAAUUUGGAGUUCUUUUAACUGUUUAAAUGUCUACAUAUGCAUGUUUGUAACAAAACUUACUUUUGAUUUGCGAGGUUGGUUUUCUGAAAUGCAACUUGAGAAACCUGAGACGCAAAUUUUAGCUAUUAUGACUUUUUUUAGGUUUUGUACAUGUGGAUUAGUGUCCAGAGGAGACAGAGGAGGCUGCUGUGUAGUAUGGCUCUACCCUGGCGGUGCUUUUCAAUGUGGUGUUGAUCAGUCACAGCUAAUAUGACCUAGCACUCUGUGUCCAGCCGAAUACAGCUGCUGAUGAAUUAAUUUCAUGGAUCACAGCAGGAGAGCAGGGGGCUGUGUGGAACUCUGUGGAGACAUGUAGAUUUACAGUUCAGGUCCGUAAAGCAUGAUCGCACCUCUCAAAGAGAACUUGCACCACGAUAACAGCCAAAAUAUUUACUAUGAUGGGUUCAUUCACAGAAGCUCAAACUCAACGCAUUUUGAUUUUCAUAGAGAAAUCAGAUAAAAAUGAAAAACAAUAUUAGUGAAGUAGACACGUUUAUGCAUAUGUUCUAAGUUGUUGUUCUAAGUUUUCUUUCUAAGUCAUCAAUCUAUUAUUGUUAUAUAAAACCAUCAAUACCAUAAGCACAGUUCAUGGGAAAAUAAUAACUAAUUCUAUACAUAAUUAUAGACAACCUUAAAUAUCCAUUUUUUGGACAGUUUGUAGUAAUUUCAUUUCUUCUCUUCACAAACAGAGCCCUUCAUUAGUAAAUCUAAAGCAACUGUUGAAAACAAACUUUAAUAUGGCAAUUUGUGUGAAGAAAUAUAUUUAUUUUUAACUUGUAGCUUCAUUCAUAAUAUAAAUACAUUGAUUAUUCAUGGCUGGUUAGGUUGUGUUUAUUUGUAUUUGUUGUCUUUGUUGUACCUUAAAAUCUGUUACAGUUUGUCCCUCCGACCUGCAGGGGGCCCUGGGUUCAAUGCAAUCUGGUCAGUUGUUGACAUUUCCUGUUUGUCUUGAUUGUAAUUUGUUGUCACCUGUGUUAUGUAGUAUUUAAGGUCCUAGUUUGUGCAUAGUCUUUGUUGGUUCAUUGUUUGUGUUAUCCUGUCAAUUCUAGUUCCUGUUAUACCUAGUCAAGGUCUGUUUGUUUUGUGUGUGUUACAUGUUUACUUUUCAAGUUCCUUACCUUUUGGCCUGUGUAAGCAGUAAUUUUUAGUUCCUGUUUCACAUUUAGGUUCAUGUAUGCUUUUUUCCUGCUCAACAGUGUUUUUAGUUCUUUAUUGUUUCCUUGUUGCCUCUGUUUCCCCUCAUGUUUAUAUUUUGUGGAAUUAAAUCUUAAUUAUUGAAAUCGUA
Betta splendens (Siamese fighting fish) is the source of this 3226-nucleotide messenger RNA. RefSeq names its product transcription factor 15-like. The transcript has 2 exons. NCBI's taxonomy places the organism in Eukaryota, Metazoa, Chordata, Actinopteri, Anabantiformes, Osphronemidae. Gene Ontology annotation, molecular function: protein dimerization activity; RNA polymerase II transcription regulatory region sequence-specific DNA binding; DNA-binding transcription factor activity, RNA polymerase II-specific. Gene Ontology annotation, biological process: developmental process; regulation of transcription by RNA polymerase II. The record is from RefSeq and is a predicted model, not a curated record. The coding region runs from base 219 to 761 and encodes 180 amino acids.